Molecule: messenger RNA, 3948 nt
Organism: Aureococcus anophagefferens
Lineage: Eukaryota; Pelagophyceae; Pelagomonadales; Pelagomonadaceae
Exons: 2
Coding region: 1-3948 (1315 amino acids)
Biological process (GO): sulfation
Cellular component (GO): cytoplasm
Molecular function (GO): sulfotransferase activity
Source: RefSeq, a predicted model, not a curated record
AUGCGGCGCGCAGCCCUCGUCGCCGUCGCGGCCUUGGCGGCCCGGCCCGCCGCCGCCGACGCGCCGGCGCGCUACGGCUUCUCGACGGAGAUCGCGACGCUGCUGGAGCUGAGCCUCUUCCAGAGCCUGGCGGAGCACCAGACGAACUCGGCCAUCCUCUCCGGCGCCUUCGACACGGCCUGGCUCUACAACGGCACGCUCCUGCUCGAGGACGUGCGCGCGCUGCUCUACACGGAGCUGCUGGCGUCGUCGAGCGACGUCUACUUCAUCUACUCCGGGUUCACGAACGGCGCGUUCAUCGGCUACUACAACGAGGGCGUCGUCCUCGCGGCGGGCGGCGGCCGCGCCAUCGGCUGGAUCGACGACGAGAACAGCACGUGCCCGGACUGGGGCAUCGACGAGCAGUGCCGCGCCUACUACGCCAUCGAGCCCGUCACGGGCCACCGGAGGGACCAGCUCAGCGCCAUCGCCUACGACCCGCGGCAGCGCGGCUGGUACAAGACGCUCGUCGCGCUGCAGGGCGACGGCGCGACGGCCGUGUCCUCGUGGAGCUCCAUCUUCCGCGACUCGACGCUGUCGGCGACGCAGUACCACCCGCCGGGCAACGCCAGCUACCCGUCGACGGACCACUCCAUGGCGCUCUGCUCGUCGCUCCUCUCCGCGCGGGGCGCCUUCCAGGGCGUCGGCUGCACGGCGCUGCUCCUCGACGUGCUCGACCGCGGCUUCCGGACCGUGCUCGCCGACUACGACGACGACGACGUGCUCGCCUACGUGCGCGAGCGGCCGACGGGGCGCGUCGUGCUGAGCUCCAUCCGGAACUCGACGCAGCUCUGGGACCCGACGUACGUGGGGUCGAAGCCGCCGGCGCUCUUCUACGACGGCGCGGAUCAUCCCGUCGCGCUGAUCAAUCGGUCCGUCGCCUACCUCGACGCGCUGAAUUUGUGGAGAAACGACACGGUGGUCCACGACGCGGACGCGGGCUAUUUCUACGAGACGAUUCGCGUCACGGACGACUACUUGGACUGGAGCCUCGUCGUGGUGCAGGCGGCGCGGUGCCCCGAGGCCUACUACACGGUCUUAGACGACGGCGCUUUUUACGGGUCCUGCCAGGCCUGCGUCGACGGCGCGACGACCGUCGAGGGCGCGGCGACGAGCUGCGACCUCUGCGUCACGGGCAGCUACCGCGACGACGAGACCGGCGAGUGCUUGGCGUGCCCGUCCGAGGGCUUCGAGUGCGAGACGACGGACGUCACGCUGAGCGCGCUCCCGCUGGAAGCGGGGUUCAUGCGCAUGCACGGCCGGUCCACGGAGGCCCUCAGGUGCGUCGGCGGCGACGAGGCGUGCCCCGGCGGGCCGACGGUGGGGUGCGCGGAGGAGGACUACGAGCCCGACGGCCCCUACUGCUCCGUCUGCAAGCGCGGCUCCUACCUCAACGACGCGGGCCACUGCCACGCCUGCGGUAAAUCCCUCGGCGCGCGGACGGCCGUGGGCCUCGCGGUGUCCUGCGCCGCCCUCGUCCUCCUGGGGCGCUACCUCUCGUCGCUGGGCUCCGACGCGGCGGCGACGAAGCGCGCCGUCGCGACGGGGCGGCUCAUGAACAAGCUCAAGUCCAAGUGGCGCAUCAUGUUCGUCGCGUUCCAGAUCGUCUACUCGCAGCCCGCGCUGCUGCCGGACGUGUCGCUGCCGUCGGUCCUGGAAAAGCAGUACCACGCGCUCGACGUCGUCUCGCUGGACUUUGGCGCCCUCUUUCCCUUCCGCUGUAGUGGCGGCGACUACUACACGGGCCUGCUCUUCGCGACGCUCGCGCCGAUCGUUUUUGUAGCGGCGGUCUCCGGGGCCACGUGGCUCCGGUCGCUCCUCUCCGACCGCGUCGCCGACGGGGACGUCAAGGUCGCGACGGCCACCGUCGGCGUGCUCGUCACCUACGUCGUGCUCCCCGCCGUGACGACGGAGAUUUUAGCGAUCUACGACUGCGAGGCGCUCGACGGCCGCGACGGCGACGGCGCGACGCCCUACAUGCGCCACGACUACAGCGUGCGCUGCGAGGGCUGGACCUACGCCUGCUACCGCGCCUACGCGACGCUCAUGAUCCUCGUCUGGCCCCUGGGCGUGCCCCUGCUCUACUUCGCGCUCCUCUACCGGCGGCGCCGCGACAUCGACCCGCCCGUGAGCGUCGCCCCUACGGACGAGAAGCGGCGCCGCGCGUCGAUGACGCGGAGCGCGGCGGGCGACGUGCACCGCGUCUACGGCCGGGCGUCGGCCGACGAGGGGCGCAUGCUCGACGAGGACAGGCUCGCGCUGCAGAUCCGGACGCGCGGCGCGAACCCGGACGUCCGCCACCUCACGCUGCUCUUCGCGCCCUACGAGCCGCCGCGGUGGUGGUGGGAGGUCAUGGAGAUCGCCCGGCGCCUGCUGUCGACGUCGUUCUUGCUGCUCUUCCACGGCUCGAAGACGCGCAUCUUCUUCGCGGUCGUCGUGUCACUCGCGUCGAUCAAGCUCUACAGCACGUACGCGCCGUUCAUCUCCGACUCCGACGACCUGCUGGCGGAGUCGCUCCAGUGGCUCGUGACGCUGAACCUGCUCUGCCUGCUGAUGAUCGAGACCGCGGGCACGGACGCGCCCGUGGCCUACGCGUCGAUCGCGCUGCAGGUCGCGGCGCUUUUGGGGUCGUUGGCCUUGGUCCGCGCGGACCUCGCGCGCGAGCGGCGGCUGCUGAACCAGGCCAUGGGCGAGUUCGCCGAGGAGAUGAGCCACGCGCGGGAGAAGAUGCACGAGCUCGAGGCGUCCGCGCGCCAGGGCCUCGACGCCGCGACGGAAAGCGUGCGGCAUCGGGAAAAGUCGAUCGAGCGCGCGCUCGCCGCGCUCCGCGUCGGCAGCGUCGCCGGCAAGCGGGAGCCACCGCCGGGGCUCGAGGUCGCGCCCCAGCCCCGGAGGACCGUCGACUUCGAGGCGCUCGUCGACGACGACGACGAUUCGGAUUCGGACGACGACCCCGCGCCGAUCGUCGUCGGCGGCGUCGACGACGCGGCGGCGGGCGACGGCGUCGAGUGCGGCGCCUGCGGCCUCUUCCUGACGCCUGAGAAGGCCGAAUACUCGGCCGAAUCGAUCGCGCGCGCCCUCGCGCUCCGCGUACGCCCGACGGACGUCUUCAUCGCCACAGCACCAAAGACGGGCACGACCUGGCUCACGAUGAUCUGCCACCAGCUGCGAACGGGCGGCGAUUUGGAUUUCGACGACAUCUACCAGGUCGCGCCGUGGCCGCCGCUGAGCUGGGACCUGGGCAUCGACUGCGACGCGGACCAGGUCGCGGCGCCGCGGCUCUUCAAGACGCACCAGCGCCUGUCCGCGCAGCCGCGCGGCGGGCGCUACCUGUGCACCGUGCGCGACCCGGCGACGACGAUCCUGAGCUGGUGGCACUUCCUGGGACCCGCGGGCAAGGACAUCCCACCGCUGCGCAAGUACGCGAACGCGUCCCAGUUCUGCCGCGACGAGCGCUUCGUCGUGGAGAACAUGCGCUUCGGCGCGGCGCUCUGGGACUACUACGUCGAGUUCUGGGAGUGCCGGCACCUCGAGAACGUGCACGUCGUGGCGUUCGAGGACCUCGCGGAGGACGCGCGCGGCGCGCUGCCGGCCCUCGCGGCGUUCAUGGGCCUGGAGCGGUCGCCGGCGGAGCUCGACGCCGUCGCGGCGCUCUGCACGCGCGAGGCCAUGCGCGCGCACGCGUCCAAGUUCGACGAGUCCUGGACCUACCGACGGCUCGUCGACGUCGGCCGCAUGGGCGACCCGUCGUCCUACGUGCCGUCGGACCGCGUGCGCGCCGCGACGGCGGCGACGGCGGCCUUGGACGCGGACGCGGUCGCGUUCCUGGACCGGCAGUGGGCCGAGCGGGUCGCGCCGCGCACGGGCCACCCGACCUACGCGGACUUCGCGGCCGCGCUCCCGCGGUAG